This is a messenger RNA of Capsicum annuum, 852 nucleotides long. RefSeq lists its product as uncharacterized. NCBI's taxonomy places the organism in Eukaryota, Viridiplantae, Streptophyta, Magnoliopsida, Solanales, Solanaceae. The record is from RefSeq and is a predicted model, not a curated record. The transcript is spliced from 6 exons. The coding region runs from base 67 to 852 and encodes 261 amino acids.
GUUGAUGAGGAAGAAGUGAGAAUUAAUGUAUGCUUUUUAAGUUCACUGCUCAGAAAUAUUACUAAUAUGGUGUCAGGUAGUUUCAAUAUUCUGCUGCUAGUCCUAUUUGCCUUGAUGGUCGUUGCCUCCGCAGGAGGAACCAGAAAAUUGUUAGUGAAACAAGAGUAUAUGGUUGAUGAUAUUUCAGGAGAUGCUAGAUUUAAUUCAAUGAAGACCUCUCAUAUGAAUGCUCAGGUGGAUAGCCAGAUGUUCAAGAAGAAUGAACGAAACUUCCUCAACAUGAAUCAGUUUCCAGAACAAAAUCAUAAGAGAAGCAAGAAAGAAGAAUCAAAGGAGUUUGUUGAUGUAGAAAAUGGAGUACCAAAGCUUAUAAGCACAGACGACCAUGGCCACAAACCGCCCAUCCAUAAUCUCAAGCCUACAGACUAUGACCGCAGCAAGCCGCCCAUCCAUAAUCACAAGCCUACAGACUAUGACCGCAGCAAAAAUAAUAAUAUGGUGUCAGUUAAUUUCAAUAUUCUGCUGGUUCUCGUAAUUGCAUUGAUGUUCAUUGCCUCUGCUGGAGGAAUUAGAAAAAUACCGGUGAAACAAGAGCAGAUGGUUGAUGAUAUUUCAGGAGAUGCUGCAUUUGAUUCAAUGAAGACCUCUCACAAAAAUGCUCAGGUGGAUAGCCAAAUGGUCAAGAAGAACAAAAGGAGCCCCCUAGGCACAAACCACUUUCCAGAACAGAAUCAUGAGAGAAGUAAGAUAGAAGAAUCAAAGGAGUUUGGUAAUGCAGAAGAUGAAGUAGCUGAGCUUAUGAGCAAAGACUAUACAGGAAACCUCCGCCGCAAGCCGCCCAUCCAUAAUUAA